Dipodomys spectabilis (banner-tailed kangaroo rat) is the source of this 6142-nucleotide messenger RNA. It is a transcript of the gene Cgnl1, whose product is annotated as cingulin like 1. Lineage: Eukaryota; Metazoa; Chordata; Mammalia; Rodentia; Heteromyidae. Bases 98 to 3967 code for a protein of 1289 amino acids. Gene Ontology annotation, cellular component: myosin complex. The record is from RefSeq and is a predicted model, not a curated record. The transcript is spliced from 19 exons.
UUGGCGGCGCCGCGGUGCCUGCGUUCAGGCCGGGCUCUCCGGGCGGCAUUAGGACCGGGACCCAGGAGGAGGCUGGCGGGGGUUGGCCCAGUGAACCAUGGAGCUGUAUUUUGGUGAAUACCAGCACGUGCAACAGGAAUAUGGUGUCCACCUGAGACUUGCCAGUGAUGAGACCAAAUCCUUAAGGAAUUCCCAGCCCUCUAAGACAGGCUCGUACGGCGUCAGUAUCAGGGUCCAAGGGAUUGAUGGCCACCCGUACAUUGUCCUAAAUAACACAGAACGCUGUCUAGCCCGUCCCUCUUUCCCUGACAAUGGCGCAUCAUUUCCAUCUCCCACCAUCCACACCGUGCCUCUCCAUGCCAGCAAUGGGUCCGUACUGAAGGAGUCCGGCUCAGAACUGCAGAUCCCUGAGAAUCCAUAUGCCCAGCCCAGCCCCGUACGACACCUCAAGCCAUCCUCCCUCCACGAGGGCAAGAAUGGCAUUCUGGAACGGAAAGGUGGCCCGGCGAGGCCAUCCCACCUCCUCAACUGCCAGAGACACCCAGAGCUUCUGCAGCCCUAUGACCCCCAAAAGAGCCAACACCCUCCUGACAGCCCCUGGCUUACAAAGGUGACAGCAGAAGGGACCCCCAGUAAGACAUCUUGGACUUGCUUUCCUCCGUGCCCCAGCCCUCCCGGGGAGGACCUGGAUAAGACUGGGGUCACCGCCAUCCGGCUAUGCAGCUCCGUGGUCAUUGAAGAUCCCCAAAAGCAGACCUCCGUGUGUGUGAAUGUCCAGAGCUGUUCCAAAGAUGGGGUGAGAGAGGCCUCCCCCCGCCGCGGGAGCGCCUCAGCUUCUCACAGCCCACAGGGCCACCCUGAAGCCAAGAAAGCCCGGCCCGAUGUCCUUCCUUUCCGGCGACAAGAUUCAGCAGGGCCUGUCCUGGAUGGAGGCCGGUCGCGAAGGUCCUCAUCGGCCUCCACCACGCCCACGUCUGCCAACUCUCUGUACCGAUUUCUACUGGAUGACCAGGAUGCCAUCCACGCGGACCACGUCAAUCGCCACGAAAAUCGCAGGUACAUCCCGUUCUUGCCGGGCACUGGGCGAGAUAUCGAUACCGGUUCCAUGCCCGGUGUGGAUGAGUUGAUUGAGAAAUUUGAUGGAAAAUCCGGGCUCCUACCGAGAAGAGGCCGGUCUGGGAAGCGAGGGAGAAUCAAUCCAGAGGACAGGAAACGGUCUCGAAGCGUGGACAGCGCCUUUCCCUUCGGGCUCCAGGGCAACGCGGAGUACCUGAGCGAAUUCACCAGGAACCUGGGCAAGUCCAGCGAGCACCUGCUGCGCCCGUCACAGCUGUGUCCGCAGAGGCCUCUGGCCCCAGAGCAGCGUGGCCAGCACAACGCUAUCCGGGCCGGUGCAAAGCCGCCAGCAGACCCGCAGCCUGCCCAGGGGGCACACCCUGGGCCUCCCCAGCAGCCCCCAGACAGGAAAGUGCCAGAAAACAAAGAGAGUCAGGAAAGCGUGGUGGUGACCCGUGCAUCCUCCUCCCUUCCUGUGCCAAGUAAAAAAGAAGAAAUCAAAACAGCCACUGCGACGCUGAUGUUGCAGAGUCGGGCGACGGCCACCUUGCCUGACUCUGUGACCAAGAAGAUUUCUGUGAAGUCAUUUCCUUCCAGUACUGAUGCUCAGGCCACACCGGAUCUCUUGAAGGGCCAGCAAGAGCUCACUCGACAAACCAAUGAGGAGACAGCCAAGCAGAUACUCUACAAUUACCUGAAAGAAGGAAGCACAGACAAUGAGGAUGCCACUAAAAGGAAAGUCAACUUGGUCUUCGAGAAAAUCCAAACCUUAAAGUCUCGCGCAGCGGGGAGCACACAAGGAAAUAAUCAAGCUUCCUCAUCUGAACUCAAAGAUCUAUUGGAACAGAAAAACAAGUUGGCUCUAGAACUUGCUGAACUUGAGAAGCAGCUUCAACAAGAAGUCAAGAAUCAACAGAACAUCAAAGAAGAGAGAGACAGGAUGAGAGCGAGCCUGGAGGAGCUUCGAGGCCGCCAUGAGAGCAAGCUGGAAGAGAUGGCGAGGCUGCAGCAGCGACUGGAGGAAAGUGAAGGAGAGCUGCAGAAACACCUGGAGGAGCUCUUCCAGGUGAAGAUGGAACGGGAGCAGCACCAAACAGAGAUCAGGGAUCUGCAGGACCAGCUCUCAGAAAUGCACGAUGAAUUAGACAGUGCCAAGAGAUCUGAGGACAGGGAGAAAGGGGCUCUGAUUGAGGAACUCCUGCAGGCCAAGCAGGACCUCCAGGAUCUGCUGAUCGCCAAGGAGGAGCAGGAAGACCUCCUGAGGAAGCGGGAGCGCGAGCUCACUGCCCUGAAGGGUGCCCUGAAAGAGGAAGUUUCCAGUCACGACCAGGAGAUGGAGAAGCUGAAGGAGCAGUAUGACACAGAGCUCCAGGCGCUCCGCGAGAGUGUGGAGGAAGCCACCAAGAACGUGGAGGUCCUGGCCAGCCGGAGCAGCGCGGAGCAGAGGCCGGCAGGGGCUGGCCUGCGGGAGAAGGAGCUGGCCGAGGAGAACACGCGGCUGCGGCUCCAGAUCGCAGAGCUGGAGCACAGGGCGACUGAGCUGCAGGAGCAGCUGGAGGCCCGGGGAGGCCAGGAGAUGGAGGCCAAGGAUGCACUCCUUAAGUGCAAGGGUGAAAUGCAGCAGCUAGCGGAGGCCCUUGAGAGUGCCAGAAAGGAGGAAGAGGCAUCCACGGAGGCCAGGAGGGCCCUGGAAAGCGAGCUGGAGAAGGCCCAGAGGGCGCUGAGCCGCACCACGCAGGAGCACAGGCAGCUGUGUGAGAAGCUCCAGGACGAGCCUGAGCAGAAGGAGCAGCUGAGGAAGCUGAGGAGCGAGAUGGAGAGCGAGCGGUGGUGCCUGGACAAGACCAUUGAGAAGCUGCAGAAGGAGAUGGCAGACAUUGUUGAAGCGUCCCGCACAUCCACCCUGGAGCUCCAGAGCCAUCUGGAUGAGUAUAAGGAGAAGACCCGCAGGGAGCUCACAGACAUGCAGAGGCAGCUGAAGGAGAAGACGCUGGAGGCAGAGAAGGCCCACCUGGCAGCCUCCAACAUGCGCGAGGAGAUGCGCCUCCUGGAGGAAGAGUUGAGGGACCGUCAGCGGUCUCAGGAGGAAGAGCUCAUGAGAAGGCGGCUUGUAGAGCAGACACUGAAGGAGCUGGAGUGCGAGCUGGAGGCCAAGAGCCACGCCAAAGAUGAGCGCAGCCGGCUGGCCAGACAGAUGGAGGACAAGGUGUCCCAGCUGGAGGCGGAACUGGAAGAGGAAAGAAACAACUCGGAUCUGCUGUCCGACAGGAUCGCUCGGAGCAGGGAACAGAUGGAGCAGAUGAGGAGUGAGCUGCUGCAGGAGAGAGCUGUGAAGCAGGACUUGGAGUGUGACAAGAUUUCCCUGGAGAGACAGAACAAGGACCUAAAGAGCCGGAUCAUCCACCUGGAAGGUUCCUACAGGUCCAGUAAAGAGGGGCUGGUGGCACAGAUGGAGGCCAGGAUCACAGAGCUGGAGGACCGUCUGGAGAGCGAGGAGAGAGACCGGGCCAGCCUCCAGCUCAGCAACCGCAGACUGGAGCGGAAGGUGAAGGAGCUGGUGAUGCAGGUGGAUGACGAGCACCUGUCGCUGACAGACCAGAAGGACCAGCUGAGCUUGCGCUUGAAAGCCAUGAAGCGCCAGGUGGAGGAGGCGGAGGAGGAAAUCGACAGACUGGAAAGUUCUAAGAAGAAGCUGCAGAGGGAGCUGGAGGAGCAGCUGGACGUGAAUGAGCACCUGCAGGGGCAGCUCAACUCCAUGAAGAAGGACCUGAGAAUGAAGAAGCUACCAAGCAAAGUGCUAGAUGACAUGGACGACGACGACGACGAUCUGAGCGCCGAUGGGGGGAGCCUCUAUGAGGCGCCACUGAGCUACGCCUUCCCCAGGGACAGCGCCCUCGUCAGCCAGAUCUGAGUCCGCUUCCGGGCUGCUGGAGUGGCCCCAGGGCCUCUCACAAGACGCUGCAGCCGCCCAAAGGGAACAGCUAGAGCGGGGACCCUCGGCCGCCUGCCCCCUCCCUCCACUGCCGGCGCCUCCCACGGUCCCCCGGGAGCUGUGACAGCCACUGCCGGCCAGGCAGUUGAAAAUAGUUUGGUAAGACAAAGCCCCUGUUGGGCACAGUGGUCUGCCAGGAACCCCUGGCAUGCUCUGUCUCCUGCGCCCUCCCUCCCAUCCACCAAAAUGCCAGCGAUGGGCAAAGAGCCCUGGCGCAGGGCGGGGGCGCUGCACCUCCUCACAGACCACUGCUGUUCCAUGUGGAAUGUUCCAGAGCCUUUGUAGUGUGGCUUGUCAAACGCACACAUCAACACUGAUCAUCCUUUUCCCUAAAAAUAUGAAACUACUAAGUAUUAAACACAAGCAGAAGAAAAAGGAGAAUAGAAAGACCAUUUUGGAAGUCAGAGUUGGAACGCAGCAGCUGUAAUGGUGACGGUGCACAUCGCAGUCAGAUGGCCUGGGGAGUCAGCAGCCUGUGGGCGGGGGGUGGCCACGUGGCUAUCCCAUCUGGGAUUAGCAUUUCUGACCCGUGCUCAAGACCAGGCCCCGAUCACUCCUUGCUCACACGCAGGCGGAGAAAGGGAGACGUGAGCGUAACUUCCAACGAUCUUAACAUGUCUCGUGGCCUUUUCCUGCCUCCUCCCAUGGACCACCUCCACCUCUGCUCCUAGGCCUGGAAUUGGGGGAGGAGGGGUAGGUAGGUAGGUGUGUGUGUGUGUGUGUGUGUUGGGGGUUGUGUCACUGGUACAAGAAAGAUGACAGGAAGUUCUUGAAAGCUGGGGGGAUGUGAAGAAGAGAGAUGAGCUCACACUGAUGCCCUGGAGGGAAGAAACUUUUUUGGGGGUGGGAGUGUGCAAAUUGGAGGUUCCUUCCAAUUUCAGGAGGUGACAGGGCAUGGGAGCGAUCAAGGGUAGAGGUGUGAUGGCAGUGGGUUGUGGGGGUGUGGAAGGGUGCUGGUGACCCCUGAACCCAGUCUCUGAGCAUGCCCAUGGGGCAGGGGAGAGGAGUCUGUGCACAGGGCGGGUUGAUGGUUAGCGCCGCAGGCACGCCGGCACGGGCUCCCGGGCACGGAGCUCACCCACCAAGAUGCAGAGUAGUCAGCGCAGCUGAAGGCGGAGAUCUGCUCCCAGACACCCAGAGCUUUCCACAUCUGCCUGGGCCCCGUCACCCAUGGGGUCACCCAUGGGGUUGCCCUGGCCUGUGCUUUCUCGCUGGGUGUGGAGCCCUCGCUCCUUUCAGCCAUUCGCACACUUAGUAAAUAUGCAUCAGGCCCCGGGGGUGUCGAGCGCGGUCCCUGGCACCUAGCAGGACCGGCACAAGCGCCCCACACCCCUCCCUCCCCCAGCCUGGGAGCCCUCUGGCCUCAUGGGGAGGGGGACGCAACAAGCCUGUGAUUGGUGGGCUCGGUCCCUGGAACCCACAAUGCACUGGUUUCCCUGAGGGCUCCCAGCUAGAGCUGUGAGUGGAGACGGGGCGCAGCCCAUGGGCCCGGCCAGGAAGCGCAGCGCAGCGCCUCCUCCUGUUCACUCCUGGCCAGCACGGAGGGAGGGACACUUGCAGUGUUACCCCAGAGACAUGCUGACAGUGUGAAUGACUGCGCCCUCCUGGGCCGCAAUAGGCUCAUAGUGCGGGAGCCAGAUGCCCACGGCGCAGCCCGCCGGAAUUUACAGAGAUGCCUUCAAACUCUGCCUCUCCUCCCGUGUGCCCAGCCCUUCCCACGCCCAGCGAGCCACCAUUUGAGUUCAUUAUAUAUCACACAUGUAUUUUUCUGCUGAUUGCUUUAAGAACUAACCUCACUCAAGUGUAUUUUCUUUAGCUAGCUUUAAAAAAGAAAUGAAUAUUGUAUGUAAAAAGCAAAUGUGGCCAAAUGCAAUGCUGAGGAGACAAUCACUGUCUUGUCUUUCCUAUCUCUGCCCUGCAUCGGAGUGUCGCUCUACCCUCUGAUUGCCUCAUUCAUUCAUUGAGUUCUGCUUCCGGGUUGGGGGGGGUGCAGUGUCACAGGGAUGAGAAACCCUUCCUGUGGCCACCUCCAUGCGAGUUCCUGCGUGAAGCGAGUUUUUUUCCCUCAAUAAAAGUGGCACCCGAAGGGCAGUC